Messenger RNA from Helianthus annuus (common sunflower), 1581 nucleotides. RefSeq lists its product as uncharacterized. The transcript has 6 exons. The record is from RefSeq and is a predicted model, not a curated record. Bases 1 to 1581 code for a protein of 526 amino acids. Gene Ontology annotation, molecular function: DNA helicase activity. Gene Ontology annotation, biological process: telomere maintenance; DNA repair. Lineage: Eukaryota; Viridiplantae; Streptophyta; Magnoliopsida; Asterales; Asteraceae.
AUGGAACCUGAAGCUAAACUUCUCACUGUUAACCAAGUUGAUCCAUUCAUAUUUGCCGAAAUCCCAAACAGAGAUGAUAGCCCAGAGUUGUAUACACUUGUGAAGGAUUUUAUGAUUCACGGACCGUGUGGUAAUGCUAAUAUGAACUGCCUAUGUAUGGUUGAUAAACAGUGUUCAAAAGGUUUUCCUAAAAGAUUUCAAGAUACUACCACAAUUGACGCCAAUGGUUUCCCAUUAUACAGAAGGAGAGAUCAUGGAGCAACAGUUGUGAAGAACCGGAUCGAGUUAGAUAAUAGAAGGCCUGAUAGAGCAAAAGUUGUUGUUUUGCAUAGCGAUAAUCAGAAUGAACAACCUGAAAAAGAUGAGAUUAAAGAGUAUUAUGACUGUAGAGAUGCGUGUUUUGCACUUGGUCUUUUAGAUGAUGACAAAGAGUACAUCGAAGCAAUCAAAGAAGCAAACGAAACCGCAACAGCUUCUUAUGUCCGAAAUUUAUUUGGCAUGAUGCUAUUGUCCAACACUAUGUCAAGACCAGAGAUCGUAUGGGAAAGCAUGUGGAAAUACGUGACAGAUGAUAUCAUCUACAGAUACAGUAAAUUACAUCGUGUUGAAGGUUUAUCAAUUCCAGACGACGAACUGAAAAAUUACGCUUUGUUGGAAAUUGAAAAGUUUUUAGGUAUGAAUAGCUCAUCGCUACGGAACUUCUCAACAAUGCCUUUUCUAGAUUCUUCUUCGUUAUCUGAUCUCGACAAUCGUCUGAUUAACGAGGAGCGCGGCAAGACUGCACACUCCAGAUUUCGUAUUCCUUUGAAUCUUAAUGAGGAUUCGGUAUGUCAUAUAAAAGCAGAUAGUGAUGUCGCUAAAUUGUUGCAUCAGACCAAACUUAUUAUAUGGGAUGAAGCACCUAUGGUCCAUAAACAUGCGUUUGAAGCAUUGGACCGAACAAUGAAUGACAUUUUCAAUUUCGACACCUCAAGAAAUUCUGAAAUCUCAUUUGGUGGUAAGGUUAUUGUUUUUGGUGGAGAUUUUAGACAAUUCCUUCCUGUUGUUCGAAAUGAUGGAAGACAAGAGACAGUGAACGCAUCAUUAAGUUCGUUGUAUUUGUGGAGUAAAUGUAAGUUGCUAACGUUGUCAAGGAAUAUGAGGUUAACCGUUGGAAGAUCUCCAUCCGAGAUUGAGGAAAUAAAUAGUUUAGCUAAGUGGCUUUUGGAUAUAGGAGAGGGAAAUGUUGGUGGUCCUAAUGAUGGAGAAGCGACAAUUGAAGUGCCAUCUAAUCUUCUAAUUAAUGAUACUUCCGAUCCCAUUUCGAGCCUGAUCGAAUUUGUUUAUCCUUCGAUUCUCGAGAACUUCGGCAGUCCUAAUUAUUUUAGUGAUAGGGCUAUACUUGCGCCUAAGAAUGAGGUUGUUAACGAGAUUAAUGAUAGGUUGCUAGCGUUGUUUCUCGGUGAAGAAAGAGAGUAUCUAAGCUCCGACCGUCUUUGUGCAAGUGAAAAUGUUAGUUCAAUACAAGAAAGAUUAUACACACCGGAUGUUCUCAAUGGUCUUAAAGUUUCAGGCUUACCAAACCACAGAGUUUUGGAAUAA